AUGGCGGUCAUCGCUGGUUCUUUUGCACUCCCCACGGUGGUCCGCUCCUGCUUACCACUGUCAUCAUCAUCCGGUAAUUUCAAACUGCAUCCGAGUCCGAGUCAGAGGCGAUUUGCUAAGACAGUGAGAGUGAUGGCUGGGAAGCAAAAAAAUCCAUAUGCGCUGGAGUUGGAGAGAAACGAAAUGGAAGAAGGUUGGAGUAGAAAAGGCCUUGAGGAUUAUUUUGAGGAGUCGAACGAUUUUAUCAAAUCAGACUGUGGUGGUGGUGGUCCGCCUCGGUGGUUCUCUCCGUUGGACUGUGGGUCCCGCUUGGACGAUUCUCCCCUCCUCCUCUAUUUGCCCGGUCACCUUCUCACUGGCAUCGUCGAGAAGGGAACUGUUGAGUUAUUAUGCAAAACCUAUCAAUAUAUGAAAAUGGUGUAUAUUGGGGGUGAAGCAUCGAGAGAUAGAAGAUGCUUAAGUCAGUGUGGAAAGAACAGUAGGGUAACUGACUUGCAUGCGACUCUUGCAAUAGGCCUAGUGGAGUUGGUAGAACAAACAGUUAGAUCAGAGAACUACCAUUCACCUAAUAGACCAAUAUAUCUUGUCGGAGAAUCUCUUGGAGCAUGCCUUGCACUAGCUGUUGCAGCUCGUAACCCUGAUAUUGAACUUUCACUUAUUUUGUCCAAUCCAGGAACAUCUUUUGAGAAGUCACACUUGCAACCUCUUAUACCUUUACUGGAAAUUAUACCCGUCCAAUACCAACUUGUGCUUUCGUAUAUCCUGAGCUCCAUGACAGGUGAUCCUUUGAGGAUGGCAAUGAACAAGGUUGUGAAGGGACUUCCUCUAGAACAAGCAGCUGAAGGAUUAUCGAAAGAUGUUGUUGCAAUGUCACCGUAUGUCUCUGUUCUAGCCAAUAUCUUGCCCAAAGAAACACUUCUCUGGAAGCUAGAGAUGCUUAAAUCAGCUUCAGCAUUUGCCAAUUCGAGCCUCCAUGCUGUAAAAGCUCAAACACUAAUACUUACCAGAAUGAUGGGGUUGAGUGCACUUUUUGUUGUUUUCAGUGGGAGGGAUCAACUGCUACCAAGUGAAGAAGAAGGCAGAAGACUUCGCUGUGUGCUUCCAAAAUGUGAAAUUCGUUGGUUUAAUGACAAUGGUCAUUGCCUCUUGUUGGAAGAUGGUGUUGAUUUGGUGACUGUAAUCAAAGCUACUAGUUUCUAUCGCCGUGGGAAAUACCAUGACUAUGUUUCUGAUCAUAUACCACCAGCCCCUUCAGAAUACAAAAAAAUAUGUGAAUCAAAUAGGUUGCUUAUGCUUGCUACAAGCCCUGUAAUGCUUUCAACUUUAGAAAACGGGAAGAUUGUGAAGGGACUUGCAGGAAUUCCUUCAGAGGGACCAGUCUUGUUCAUUGGUAAUCACAUGUUAUUGGGUUGUGAAUUGAUGCCAAUUUCAAUGAAAUUUUUGUUGGAAAGAAACAUUCUUAUGAGAGGGAUGGCUCAUCCAAUGAUGUUUACGAGAAAGAAAGAAGGGAAGUUACCUGGAAUAUCAAGUUUUGACACAUUCAGAAUAAUCGGUGCAGUUCCUGUUUCCGGAACCAAUUUCUUCAAACUUCUAUCUUCAAAGGCCCAUGUGCUUCUGUACCCAGGAGGCUUGCGUGAGUCCUGUCAUCGGAAGAACUCAACUCUUCAUGCAUACCACUUUCAGGGUGAACAAUACAAGUUAAUCUGGCCAGAACAAUCCGAGUUUGUUAGAAUGACAGCAAGGUUUGGAGCAAAAAUUGUGCCAUUUGGUGUCGUUGGAGAAGACGAUUUUGGUGAAGGAAUGGAUAUAGGAGCCAUGCAAGGGUUCAAGUAUGUGUUAAUCAUUUCUAACGUUAAAGAUCCUCAAGCAAGAUUACUAAGGAAGUAA
This is a messenger RNA of Dovyalis caffra, 1887 nucleotides long. The record is from the annotation of a GenBank genome assembly. Lineage: Eukaryota; Viridiplantae; Streptophyta; Magnoliopsida; Malpighiales; Salicaceae.